AUGGGUCUGCAACAGUGCCUUGAUGUACAGGUACAAUACACUGCUGUAGGUACAGGUACAAUACACUGCUGUAGCUCAUCAUUUCAGAUACUUGAGUCUGGAACUGCAAACUUUGCCAACAUCACAGCAGCUCAGAAAUCCCCACUAGCUAAAUUGCUCUUCAGAAUUGAAGGUGUCCAAGGAGUGUUCUUUUCAACAGACUUCAUCACUUUAACUAAGGAUGACGAGGAAGCAGAGUGGCGGACUAUUAAACCAGAAGCCUUCGCUGUCAUCAUGGACUUCUUUGCCUCGGGUCUUCCAGUUAUACAUCAAGUUGACCAAAGAGAGAAUGACCAUGCUGGGUGCGACGACGAAGACGACGAGACGGUGGCCAUGAUUAAGGAACUUCUUGACACACGGAUUAGACCCACCGUACAGGAAGAUGGCGGCGAUAUUCUCUUCCGGGGAUUUGACGACGGAAUAGUCUAUCUUAAGGUAACGUACACGAGUACACUUAAUAUAAUACAGUGGUCCCUCGGUUAACGAGCACAAUCCGUUCCAGCAGGUUGCUC
Molecule: messenger RNA, 551 nt
Organism: Homarus americanus (American lobster)
Lineage: Eukaryota; Metazoa; Arthropoda; Malacostraca; Decapoda; Nephropidae
Product: NFU1 iron-sulfur cluster scaffold homolog, mitochondrial-like
Exons: 4
Coding region: 1-522 (173 amino acids)
Biological process (GO): iron-sulfur cluster assembly
Cellular component (GO): mitochondrion
Molecular function (GO): iron ion binding; iron-sulfur cluster binding
Source: RefSeq, a predicted model, not a curated record